AUGGAAGAAACAAGGCAUGAAAUCGAAGAGGAAAAUACAAGAACAAGAUCAAAUACAACAGAAGAGGAAGAAGAAGUCUUGGAAUACGAAGAAGAAGACAUAGAGGAAGGUGUAGAGAAAUGCAAUCACAGUCUAGUAGGAAAGCUGGUGACAGACAAAAACAUCAACCCAACAUGGGUCCAAACGGCUAUGUUCAACAUUUGGAGGAGGCCAGAGGGCUUUAAGAUGGUAGAGAUCAGGCCAAAACUUUUUCAGUUUUUCUUUCAUAAGGAAAUAGACAUGAGAAGAGUUCUGAAAGGAAACCCAUGGAUGUUUCGAAAUUCAUGGCUACUGAUCAAAAAAUGGGAAAGAGGAGUAAACCCAGCAGAAAUGGAUUUUUCUAGAACAGAAAUUAAACUUCAAAUAUGGAACAUGCCAGAGCAUUGCAAGACAACAACUCUAGGAAGAAAGAUCGCUGCUAGGGUGGGAGAAGUCAUGGAAUGCAAUGUAUUCUCAGCGGGUCCAGGAAAAGGAAACUUUCUUAAAGCAUCAGUCAUGAUAAGGAUAGAGGAUCCACUGAAAGAAGGCCUAAAUAUGGGGAGUAAGCAAGAUGGUUUAACAAAGGUGGAGUUCAAAUAUGAAAGGCUGCCUACAUUUUGCUACUUUUGUGGAAGGAUCGGACAUGAUGUAGCAAACUGUGAGAUAGCAGAAGCAGAAGAAGAGCACACCAGUGGUUCAAAAAAAGGACUAGGAGCAUGGCUAAGAGCAGAUAUAAUAGGCAAUAAGGUGGAGCAUUCAACAGAACAAGAGAGGCCAACCAAAAUGGAAGACAAAGAAACUGAGAAAGGAACGCAACAAGGAAAAGGAGAGGUGUUGGAAAAAAUGGCAAAGCUAACUAUGAAGGAAAAGAGCCAGCAAUGCAUAGAAUACAAGGAAGGAAGCAAAGUUUCAAACAGGGAGAAAGUACCACAUCAAACAGCAGAGGUUGAAACCAUUACCAUCGAAGAGACGAAUAAAGAGGCUACAGAUCAUGGGGAAGAAGACAAAAAAAAGGAAAGAAAGUAG
Molecule: messenger RNA, 1044 nt
Organism: Arachis stenosperma
Lineage: Eukaryota; Viridiplantae; Streptophyta; Magnoliopsida; Fabales; Fabaceae
Exons: 1
Coding region: 1-1044 (347 amino acids)
Molecular function (GO): zinc ion binding; nucleic acid binding
Source: RefSeq, a predicted model, not a curated record